Messenger RNA from Chaetomium strumarium, 1794 nucleotides. RefSeq lists its product as uncharacterized. The coding region runs from base 1 to 1794 and encodes 597 amino acids. Gene Ontology annotation, cellular component: small-subunit processome; box C/D methylation guide snoRNP complex. Gene Ontology annotation, molecular function: rRNA methyltransferase activity; histone H2AQ104 methyltransferase activity; RNA binding. The record is from RefSeq and is a predicted model, not a curated record. Lineage: Eukaryota; Fungi; Ascomycota; Sordariomycetes; Sordariales; Chaetomiaceae. Gene Ontology annotation, biological process: rRNA methylation; box C/D sno(s)RNA 3'-end processing. The transcript has 2 exons.
AUGGGGUCAACAGCCUACGCAGCGUACAAUGGCUCUGCCAGUGCCAGCCGUGCUUAUACAGUGACCGCCAUUGGCAGGUGGUCUAUCCUCGACAAGCAGCUCCCGGCUGCGGACAAGAUCAAGGCGAUCCACGUAUAUGACUUCGACAACACGCUCUUCAAGACACCUCUUCCGAAUCCGAAACUCUGGAAUGGGCCGACAAUAGGAACGCUGGCGAACCCUGAUGUCUUCGUCAACGGCGGUUGGUGGCAUGACUCCCGCAUCCUCGCCGCCACAGGCGAGGGCCUCGUAAAAGAAGAGCCGCGAGCAUGGGAGGGCUGGUGGAACGAAAAGAUCGUCGAGCUUAUCCACCUAACCAACAAGCAGAAGGACGCGCUCUGCGUGCUCCUCACGGGUCGGUCCGAGUCUGGCUUUGGUGAACUUAUUAAGCGCAUGGUAACCAGCAAGGGCCUCGAGUUCGACCUAAUAUCUUUAAAGCCGGCCGUCGGCCCCAACAAUGAGCGUUUUGCCAAUACCAUGGUCUUCAAGCAAACGUUCCUGCAGGCUCUGAUGGAGACAUACAGGCUUGCGGAAGAGAUACGCAUCUAUGAGGACAGGAUAAAGCACGUUAAGGGCUUUCGUGACUUCUUGCAAGACUACAACAACAGGAAACUAAGUGGGUUAGGAGACCCUCUUGCGCGUGGGCCCAUCAAUGGCGAGGUUAUUGAAGUGGCGGACGUGGCCACCUACCUGGAUCCCAUCGUCGAGGUGGCUGAAGUGCAGCAAAUCAUCGAGGACCAUAACGCCGCCCUGUGCAAGCGACGGCGUGGCAUCCGAGGCGAGCGCCUCGCCAUCAAGAAGACAGUGUUCUACACAGGAUACAUGAUCAACAACGCUGAUACACAGCGGUUGCUCACCUUGGCACAGAUUCCGCAGAACCUCCCCGAGGGAGACAUCAAGUUUCAUGCCAACAACAUCAUGAUCUGUCCCCGGCCAUGCCCGCCCGGCAUCUUGGAGAAGAUCGGCGGCAUGGGGAGCAAGAUGACCUGGGAGGUGACCGGCACAGCCUGCUUCGAGAACACCAUCUGGGCGGUACGCGUGAAGCCCGUACCCACGACAGCAAAGGUUCACACAGGCGACCCAGUCCCGCUGGUCGUGCUGGCGCUGCGCAAGGGCGCCCGCCAUAUCGACGCAGGUAAGAUCGAACACUGGCAGCCGGUGCCGCCGGACAUGGCCCUCCGGUUCGAGACGACGGUCGCCGAGAAGAUCCUGCUCCGCAUCGAGGGCGAGGACUCGGCCCAGUCGUCAUUCCAUGGCAAUGGCAAGGCGGCGCUCAACAAGCGCAAGCACACCAAUUCGUCAGACGACUUCCGCGCGCGGCCGAGCGGCGGAGCGCAGCAGCAGCAGAGGCAGUUCCACAAUUUCGCCGGCGGCGGCGGAGGAGGUGGUGGUGGUCGCGGGGGAGGUGGCAGAGGCGGCUUCCGCAGCGGUGGCGGCGCGAAUCGGGGGUUUAGGGGCCAACGCAGUGGCGCGCCUAAGGGUCGUGGGGCCCGGGGCGGCCAUGGUGGCGGAGGCCAUCACUACAAGUCGCUGGACGAUGUGGGCGGGCGUGAUAGCCAAGGUGGAUUCGCCCAAAUGUACGAGGAUGAACCGCAACAGAGGGUGUUCCAGAACCAGAACAUCCCCACGGGCCCGUCAAACCCUGGGAAUCCCGGGUACUACGGUGGCCCUCAACAGCACGGUGGCUGGACACAGCAUCAGCAGUCGGGACGUCCCGGUGGAGGGGCCGGCCCGGAGCUGAACAACUAUUACUGA